AUAUAACUUUACUAUUUUAGUAUCGCGGUCUUGUUGUUUUUGAAAGCCGGAAAGUAGACUUCUCGUUUCAUCCACCACGCAGACGUACUUCACCGCAGCUACACUUCCACGUACCGAGAACUGAACCUCUGGCCGUGACCAGAAGGUGGAUAAAUUGGAAUUUUAAAGGGUGCAUAUUUCUUUCGUAGCUUAGGUGUGAAUUAUUUAGCUUUAAGCUCGCUGCUGUUUUAUUUUUUGCAUAUAUUGGAAAUUUUGGGAAGGUUAGGCCUAAAGAAAAAAUUUACAUAAAAAGCCUCUAAGAAACAACACGAUGGCUACAACGGUUUCUGCAGCAAGGACUCAAAAAUCUACCUCAAGCAAAAAGACGAAAAUUGUCUUCGACGAUGAUGGAACUGCUGUCGUGAAGGAAGUUAAGAACUCCAGCGGUCCUCGACUUGAUCCUUCGAUUGCCUGGUACAAUAUUCCCUUGCCUGAUCUUGCUCCAUCGAAACCACCUUCUGCUGAAAAGGUGAAGGAAUUGUUUGAGCGGGGUGAAUCGCUUUUGCAGAGAGAUUCAGAAUUGUUUCGGGAAGAUUUGGAACGUAAUCAUCCAGACAAACAUUUUCUGACUACCCUUAUUAAGUCUGGUACUGUUAGCGAUCGAAUUUCAGCUUUGACUUUGCUCGUACAAGAGUCCCCUGUUCACGCAAAAGAAUCACUGAACGUUAUCCUUCGUUUAUGUUCCAAGAAGUCUCGUAAUGAGGCUACACAGAGUGUCACGACGUUAAAGGAUUUAUUCAUGAACGGUCUCUUGCCUGAUAGAAAACUUCAUACCUUCAAACAACAACCGUGUCUUGGUGCCAAAGAUAUCAAAGAUGAACACCUCAUGAUUUGGGUUUUUGAAGACUUUUUGAAGAAGUUUUAUUUCGAAUACCUGCAGGCCAUUGAAGUUCUUACUUUUGACCCUCUUCUUUUCGUGAAAAGCCAGAUGGUUUCGACAAUGUUUGAUCUACUCAAGGCUAAGCCUGAGCAAGAACAAAACCUGUUGCGUCUUUUGGUAAACAAGCUCUCGGACAAGGAAAGAAAGGUCGCCUCCAAAACCUCAUACCUUUUGCUUCAAUUGCAAUUGGCUCAUCCUGCGAUGAGAGGAAUUGUCAUCCGCGAAAUUGAAAGAUUUAUCUUUGCUCCAUCCACCACUCGUAAUUCCCAGUACUAUGCAGUGAUUACCCUGAACCAGACCAUUCUCUCCAAAAAGGAAGUAGGUGUUGCCAACCAUCUCGUUCGUAUUUACUUCGUUUUCUUCAAAAAGCUUCUCUUUGGAUUGGAGAAAGAAGAAGAGGAUGAAGAGGGUACUGAAGAGAAAGAGAAAAAGGUGGAUGCCGGUUUAAAGAGACAAAACAAAGGAAAAAACGGAAAGAAAAACAAGCCCACAAACGACGAGCUGGAGAAGGAGGCACAAGAGAAUGCCAACUCACGUCUUAUUUCUGCCGUGCUUACUGGUGUCAAUAGAGCUUUCCCCUUCGCUGAAGUGGAAAGUGAGGAAUUUGAGAGACACAUUAAUACUCUGUUUAAAAUUACCCAUUCUGCCACGUUCAGCACUUCUAUUCGUGUUCUGAUGCUUAUCUUCCAAGCAUACUCGAGCCGCGAUGCUGUUCCCGAUCGUUUCUAUCGUACUUUGUAUGAAUCGUUGUUGGAUCAACGUUUGAUUGACUCAUCAAAACAAGCAUUAUACUUGAAUUUACUGUUUAAAGCUCUCAUUGUGGAAACGAAUGUUGUGCGCGUGAAAGCAUUUGUCAAGAGAAUGCUUCAAAUCUCUACCUGGCAUCAACCUUCUUUCGUUUCCGGUCUCUUAUACCUUAUCGGCGAGUUGGUGAAAACAAUUCCCGAAAUUCGUACAAUGUUCACUCAUCCCGAAUUGCACGAGUUUGAUGAUGAUGAAGAAGAAAACUUUCAGGAUGUUGACGACGAUUCAACAGCUGAGGAAGGCGAGAAAAAGGAUGAAACCACUGGUACACCUGUGGAAAAAGAAUUAUCCAAAAAAGCAAAAAAGAGUAUUAAGCAUGACGAUGCUUAUGAUGGUCGGAAACGUGAACCGCAAUUCAGUAAUGCCGACAAGUCUUGCGUCUGGGAAAUCUUCCCAAUGCUAAAUCAUUUCCAUCCCACUGUGUCAUUGUAUGCUAAGACCAUAUUGAAAGGUGAUAAGAUUGAGACCAAACCUGACCUGUCGCUUCAUACUCUUAGCCACUUUUUGGAUAAGUUUGCAUACCGCAAAUCAAAGAAGGCCUCCGUCAACAAAGGACAAUCUAUCAUGCAGCCGUUGGCUGGUGUGGAGUCUCGUGGUAACCUCUUUUUGAACCAGGGAACUACUUCGGAUACGGUGAACACAGAAGACUUUGCCAAGAAGAAACGGGAAGAUGUUGCUGUGGAUGAGCUCUUCUUCCAUCGCUUCUUUACUGAUAAGCUAAAUACGUCGUCGGUUGUCAACAAGAGAAAGCGUGAGUCUGCCGAAGAUGGUGAGCUCGACGAGGACGCUGUCUGGAAGGCUCUUGUGGAUUCGAAGCCUGAUUUGGAGUUAGAUGAUGAGGACGAUGGUUUCGACUCGGAGGCUAUGGAUGAAGCUAUGGCUGACUUGGAUGAUGAAGAAUCCUCUGCCGAAGAACAGGCAGAGCAAGAAGGCGAAGAAGAAGAAGACGAGGAGGAAGAAAAUGAAGCUCCUAUGUUCUCUGAUGAAGAGAAGGCUGAGGACGACGAAGGUGAAGCUGAAGGUGUUGAAGAUGAGGAGUUUGAAGGUUUUGAUGAAGAGAUGGACUUUAUUGACAACCAGUCUGACAUUCUUUCUUCUGACGCCGAAAUUGAGGAUCUUCCGGUUGAAGAAGACACUACAUCUAAGAAGAAGAAGAAGAGAAAAACGUUCCACGAUAUGCCUGUUUUUGCUUCCGCUGAAGACUAUGCUCACCUUAUUGAUCAUGAAUAAGUUGAAGCUGGUAAAUGGAUCUAAUAAAGUGGUUUGCUUAAGUUUUAUAAGGGUAUUGUUUUAUAUUUUCCGCUUGUUUUCGGCACAGUUGAAGUUUCUAUGGUGAAACUUUGUUUUACUAUACGGUGCUCAUACAAUGAGACUGCUUCAUCUGCGUAAUACUGUAUAUGUUUUGGGUAUACAUUCAUUGGUUUGCUAAUACUGGCUCUUCUUUUUGGGUGGUUAAAAAGGUUUUUGACCCAUGGUAAUUAUCAAAUAAAAUUAUUACAUACUUAAAAAAAACAAGUAAAUUAGCUUCACA
Schizosaccharomyces japonicus yFS275 is the source of this 3254-nucleotide messenger RNA. Its product is annotated as ribosome biogenesis protein Noc1. The coding region runs from base 311 to 2953 and encodes 880 amino acids. Lineage: Eukaryota; Fungi; Ascomycota; Schizosaccharomycetes; Schizosaccharomycetales; Schizosaccharomycetaceae. The transcript has a single exon. The record is from RefSeq and is a predicted model, not a curated record.